Acanthochromis polyacanthus (spiny chromis) is the source of this 1220-nucleotide messenger RNA. It is a transcript of the gene pigx, whose product is annotated as phosphatidylinositol glycan anchor biosynthesis, class X. The record is from RefSeq and is a predicted model, not a curated record. Bases 104 to 844 code for a protein of 246 amino acids. Gene Ontology annotation, cellular component: endoplasmic reticulum membrane. The transcript has 6 exons. Gene Ontology annotation, biological process: GPI anchor biosynthetic process. NCBI's taxonomy places the organism in Eukaryota, Metazoa, Chordata, Actinopteri, Pomacentridae.
UCCGUUUCCGUAAACAGUUCAAUGAAGCGUAGCACGUAAUGUAGCUGCACAGCAACUGAAUAAAGACACAAAACUCUUAUCAGAGCUGUCAAUUUACAUUUUCAUGUAUUUUAUUUUGCUCUUUGUGUUUUCCUGUUUAUCGACAUGUCAUUGUUUGGUUGAAAAAGAUGAGAAUCAGGACCAUUGUGAUGUUCUGAAACAGUGGCUUCAGUCUUCAUCAGUGUCAGUGGAGCUCAGCAAGAAGGGUUUUCACAGGGAGGUGAUAACCACUGUGGAGCUCAAGUCUGAUGUUCUGAGUGAUGUUAGAGUUUUGUUGGUUCAUCGAUGGCCCAGAGGCGUCUACAUUGAUCCAUAUCAACUCGCAUCACUGAGUGAUCAACAUGACUGGAAGAUUUUACUAGAUUCAACCAUAGACCUAGAGCUGCCUGCUCACAAGGCGUCAGAAUUUGUCACCUAUGUGUAUCCCUCCCACAUUGGACCAACUCCCAGAUCACUGAAAGUCACAAUUCCAGUACAUGGGCGCUACCAUGAGCCUUCUUUUGUUGGGGAAACAGUCACAUCUGUUGACAUAGAAGCUCCUGAGCUACUGCUGCGGACUGUGAAAUGUACGCAGCUCAACACCUUACAGCCUCAUACUGUCGUGGACGCCCCGUGCACUGUCAGCAAUUCAAGCACUUGUCAGUGGGUUAAAAUCCAGCAUCAGCAGGAGUUCAGCCCCUUGAGUUUCCAGUUUCCAGUCGGUGAUGCGUCCUUGUUGGCGCCUGUAUGUGGCGGAACUCUUCUGGUCACCAUGACGUGCUGUGCGGCGCUGUCCAGAUACAUGUGGAAACAUCGAAUCAUUUAGGCAGCAGCAGUCAACAUAACUUGUGCUACAGUUCUGUCUGAUAUCAAGAUCAUUCCAGAGGCACUGCCCAAGGCACACAGGGAGAUGACACUUCCUGUAUGGCUCAAUUUAUGAAACACUUAGCUCAGGAAUGUAUGCCACCUCCAAUCGUGUCCUUUGUCUUCACUGCAAACCCCUUUUUUUAUACAGCUAAUAAUAACUCAUUGAAUUUCUCUAUUUUGUGUCGACUGUUUUGUCGUGAAACUGUAAUGUAUUAGUGCUGCUUGUUUGACCCCUUGCCCUGCUAAUAUUUCCUUUAUGAAAUUCUUUCUUUUGAUUUGCCAAACAUUGCAGAGCUUGCAGAUAAAAUUGCUGGAAAUAAAACAUCUAAAGCCAA